Messenger RNA from Alexandromys fortis (reed vole), 4326 nucleotides. RefSeq names its product ATP synthase mitochondrial F1 complex assembly factor 1 (gene Atpaf1). The record is from RefSeq and is a predicted model, not a curated record. Gene Ontology annotation, cellular component: mitochondrion. Gene Ontology annotation, biological process: mitochondrial proton-transporting ATP synthase complex assembly. Bases 172 to 1218 code for a protein of 348 amino acids. NCBI's taxonomy places the organism in Eukaryota, Metazoa, Chordata, Mammalia, Rodentia, Cricetidae. The transcript has 9 exons.
GAAUCCCGGCAGACUCCUAGGAGGAGACACACCACUACACCCACAGAGCCUGUGGGCAGAGAGGAGAGCCACCAGCCCCUAGCGUCGCUGCCCUUCUCCACUCCGGCACCCGGAACCUUGCGCGCGCGGAACCUCGGUGGCGGAACACGGGCGUCACGGACCUUGAAGGCGAUGGAGCAGGCGUGCGGGCCGGGGGCCGAGGCUGACGCCCCAGAGGAGGGGGAGGGGGAGGCGCGGGCGGCCAUGGCGGCCGUGGUGUCUGCUGCGGGUGGAGCGUGCCCCGCAGUCCUGCAGGUGGCCGGCCUCUACCGGGGUCUGUGUGCAGUUCGCAGCCGCGCCCUGGGGUUGGGGCUCGUGUCACCAGCGCAGCUGCGCGUGUUCCCGGUACGCCGGGGCUCCGGCCUGCCCUCUGGGGGAGCAGACGGCAGCGGGGUCAGCGAGUUGGAAGCUAACCCCUUCUACGACCGCUACCGGGACAAGAUCCAGCAGCUGCGCAGGUCCGACCCAGCUGCCUUUGAGUCCCGCCUGGAGAAGCGCAGUGAGUUUCGGAAGCAACCAGUGGGGCACUCCAAACAAAGUGAGUUUAUCAGAUGUGUGGAGCAGAAGACAGAUGCCUCAGGGAAACAGCCUGUGAGCAAAGGAUUCACUAAGGACAAGACUCUCAGUUCAAUCUUUAACAUUGAGAUGGUGAAAGACAAAACUGCAGAGGAAAUAAAACAGAUUUGGCAGCAGUAUUUUUCAGCAAAAGACACGGUCUACGCAGUUAUUCCUAAAGAGAAGUUUGAUUUGAUCUGGAACCGGGCUCAAUCCUGCCCAACAUUCCUUUGUGCACUACCAAGAAGAGAUGGUUAUGAGUUCUUUGUAGGACAGUGGACGGGUACUGAACUCCACUUCACUGCUCUUAUAAAUAUUCAGACCCGAGGGGAUGCAGCAGCCAGCCAGCUGAUUUUAUAUCACUAUCCUGAACUUAAGGAAGAAAAGGGCAUAGUGCUGAUGACAGCUGAAAUGGAUUCCACAUUUCUGAAUGUUGCUGAGGCGCAGUGCAUCGCCAAUCAGGUUCAACUCUUCUAUGCCACUGAUCGGAAGGAGAUCUUUGGGCUAGUAGAAACCUUUAACUUCAGACCAAAUGAGUUCAAAUAUAUGUCUGUCAUCGCUGAAUUGGAGCAAAGUGGACUUGGAGCAGAACUGAAAUGUGCCCAGAACCAGGAUAAGACUUAGAGAUAUCUGGAUUGACCCUUCGCAGAGUUGACUCAGUCCUGGAUAGCCUAAAGUCCACCCAAACCCUUGACCUCCAGAGCUCAACGCAACACGCAGUCUGUAAAGAGUUACCAUGUAUGCUACUACAAGAAGAGAUUAUGGGCAUGAGCUCUAACACUUGAUAUUCAGAACGAAGGUAUACAAAUACUUUGAUUAAUUACCUCUCACUCUGACGGUUCCUCUUAUGUGUUUCUGGGCAUUUAAACAAGAAAUAUUCAGGGAUCUGCAAGACUAUUGACUGGUUUUUAUUCAGUGUAACAGUGAAGUUGCAUUCUGGCCAUUUUGACUUCAUAGCUCCCAGUUCUUUGUCUUUCUAAACCUGUAGCAAUAAGCUUGAGGAUCUUAAGAGAUGUCGGCUUUAUGCAUUCUUUCCAUGCACCAGUGAACUGGCUAAAAACAACCCAAGAAUCCUGGCCAGAUUCAACAUAACUUACUAUUCUCCUCAAAAUAAAGACUUCUAGCUGCCGCUCCAGAGUUGCCUUCUGUGUAACUCAGCGAUUGCAGGUACAAGUGCCUGCAAUAAUAAACAAAUACAAUGCCUGCACACUGUUAAACCGUCGCUUUUGGCCCUACUCCCUGAACUCUGCCUGUGAGAAGCUAAUGAAUCAGUUCAGUGUAAAUAAAACCUUUUUAGAAAAUCAUUCCAAAUUUGCAUGAUUUGAAAAGUUAUAUGAAAAUGUGGUAGAGCACAUGUUCCCAGACUGAGUGUGGAGAAAGUAGUAGAAAGUCUGGUUUUCAGUCUUUGCUCACAGGAUAGUGGAAACUCAGCUGUGUGCUGUUGGUGGCAUCAGCUGUGGGCUAAUUUUAUCAGAACUCUUCUUGGGGCUCAGUGAUUUUUUUUUUUUUUUUUUUUUUUUGGUUUUUCGAGACAGGGUUUCUCUGUGGUUUUGGAGCCUGUCCUGGAACUAGCUCUUGUAGACCAGGCUGGUCUCGAACUCACAAAGAUCCGCCUGCCUCUGCCUCCCAAGUGCUGGGAUUAAAGACAUGCGCCACCACCGCCCGGCUCAGUGAUUUCUUGAAAUGCCACAAAUAAGCAAGUUAUUCUCCACCAGAAGUACAUGUCUCUCUCUAGCUCCAGGUUCACUGGUGAAAAAGAAUGGUGGGUCCGUACCAGCCUUAUGAACUCAGCCUCAGGUGUCUCCCAGUGUAGCCGGUCCCUUUACCACACCUCAUCUUCUCUAAUGUGUUCCACUUUAAUUGACCUCAGUCUGAUGUUGUUAGAUGCCACCAAACACGGUGAAUAGAAAGUCAAGUAGUAGUUUCAGUUUAUGUCUGUAUAUUCUUCAUUACAGAUUUUUUUAUGGUAGGCUUCUCAAAGCUUUUUAAGUAGGUAUGGUGGUUUGAAUAAGAAUGGCUCCCAUAGGCUCAUAUAUUUGAAUGCUUAGUCACCAAGGAAGGAGUAGAACCAUUUGAAAGGAUUAGAAAGGUUAAGAGGUGUGGCUUUGGAGGAAGAGGGAGGGGCUUUGAGGUUAAAAGCCUGUGCCAGGCCCAGAGUGUGUCUCUCUCCCUCUUCCUCUCUCCCUCCCUCCCAGCAUGCAGGUCAGGAUGUAGCUCUCAGCUAUUUCUCCAGUAUCAUUCCUGCCUGCUACCAUGCUCUCUGCUGUGAUGAUAAUGGACUGAGCCUCUGAAGCUAUAAGCAAGCCCCAAUUAAAUGCUUUCUGUUAUGAAAUAUGCCUUGUCAUGGUGUCUCUUCACAACAGUAAAAUGUAACUAAGACAGUAGGGUUGGCCAUCCCAUUAUUUUCUGGAUGGAGAAACAGAUAGUGUUUCUUUAACCUGGAGGAGCUAUGCUGUGCUUUCAGUCUCUCUGAAGGUUGAGUGUUUUCUGAUGCAGCUUCUAGACCUGCCAUGGUCCCAAUAGUCCACAUUUUAAGAACUUGAAUGCUAUCAACUCUGCAGUUUUCCUUAAAUGCCUUCCACGCUUCUGGGUGAUAAAAGUCUGGAGACGCGGCCUUGGGUGGGGCUGCUUUUGUGGGUAUCCAGCUAUGUUUGUUUUUCUCUAGAUCGGCCCAGUUCUUAAUCAUAGAACAUUUUCAUGACACCACUACUAGCGGGUAAAAAAAAAAAAAAAUGAUGAUGAUGAUAAAAAAAGUAAAGAACUAGCUGUUCAUGUCAUAGCUCCUCCCAGCUUUACCCUCAACCCCAUCUUGCCAAAGAAGGAUGCCAUCUGACUGUUGUUAAUAUUUAUUUUACCAAAGAGAUCUAACAGAUAAAUGAAAACCGUAGCAGUUAGUCUGUAAAUGCAUUCCCUGAUUCCAGCAUACUGUUUCAAAGGUGGGCUUUGGAGCUCAUUGAAUUGGGUUCACAUAGCAGCGUUACUUUUCUUAGCUUGUUAAUGAUAAAUUACUUAAACUCUAAUUCUUACCUUUCUUCUGAACAUGGGGACAAUAUCUACCUCAUUGAAUUAUUUUGAGACUUCGGUAAGCUUCUAUAUAGACUACAAUAGAAUUCAGUACAUGCUGGAUCCCUUCUUCUUUAGUUCUUCAUUAAAGACCAACACAGGGGCUCGGAAUAGCUCAAUGGUGGAACUAUGUUUCUAGCAUGUAUCAGGCCCUGCGUUUGGUUCCCAGCACCAGACAGGAAGAAAGUUAAGUCAGCAUUUCAAAUGCAGAGAUCACAACAAAUUCUAUCUCACUGGUUCCCAACUUGAGAUACAGUGGAAUCACUUAAGAGCACUUAAAGAUGCAAUUCCUGGGUGCUGGCCGGCUGACUGAAGUAUGCAGAAAGCCCUGACAACCUACAUUUUAGUAUGUAUGUAUUCUAGGUAAUUCUGAUGUGGGUAAUUCGUGAGCUUUUGUGAGCCAUCGCCUUAUCUCUUAUGAAAAUGUCCACUAGGCGGUCUUUUCUCACCUACAGACAUUCACAAAGGAUUUAGAUUCCUCUGCUCGCUGUCUUUCUAGUAGUACUCUAGUUACAUUGCAUUAUAUUUAUUUUUGUGUGUUUACCCCACUAGACUGUGAGCUCCUUGAGGGCCAGGAUUUAUCUUUAUUCUCAUUGCCAAGGACAUGACAUGAACCACAAAAGAAACUCAACUGUUGAACAAAUAAAUGAUACAGAUUUUAGCCAUAAA